Messenger RNA from Spodoptera frugiperda (fall armyworm), 943 nucleotides. Its product is annotated as protein IMPACT-like. Gene Ontology annotation, cellular component: cytoplasm. Gene Ontology annotation, molecular function: protein binding. The record is from RefSeq and is a predicted model, not a curated record. Gene Ontology annotation, biological process: regulation of translational initiation. The coding region runs from base 1 to 813 and encodes 270 amino acids. The transcript has 6 exons. Lineage: Eukaryota; Metazoa; Arthropoda; Insecta; Lepidoptera; Noctuidae.
AUGGAAAACAUUAACUUGUUAAAACAGGGAGAAGAAAGAGAAGCGUUAGCUUCAAUUUAUGAGAAGGAGUUUGAAGCAGACAGCAGUGGUACUGGGAGUUCCUACUGUAUUAAGGUACAGAGUUCAGAGAGAAAUAACGAAGCCGUCAUACAUGUGACAAUGCCCCGAGACUACCCCUCGGAGUCGCCGCCUGUCUAUGUAGUAUCUGCUCCGUGGAUGGACAGGAAAACCAAGGAGAGACUCCACCACUCCUUGGACCAAAUAUACAAGAAGCAUAAAGGUGAAAUUAUAGUGUUCCGGUGGGUCGAAGAGAUCCGCAACUUCUUGUUUUCCGUCGAGUCCAGACAAGAGCGAAACAAGAGAACAGAGAGAAAGAAAGUCAAAUCUCGUCCCGAUGAAUAUACAAAGGCGGCAGAGUGUCCAGACAUCACCCACGGAGAGGUCAUCACAGAUAGGAAAAGUAGCUUCCAAGGACACGCAGCUCGAGUUGGUUCUGUAGAUGAUGUCAAAGCUGUGUUGUCCAAACUAAAAAUGCAUCGGAAGAUUGUAAACGCGAAGCACAACAUGGUGGCGUACCGCAUAGAACACAGAACAGCCAAAGGUGUGGAAAUAGUGCAGGGGUACGAUGAAGACGGCGAGGCGCACGCCGGCGGCAGGUUGUUGCACCUCUUGCAGACCAACAACUGCCUGAAUACUGCGGUGGUAGUGACGCGCUGGUUCGGCGGCAUACAAAUAGGUGGCGACAGGUUCCGACACAUCACCAACGCGGCGAAGCAAGCUAUACAACAAGCGGGGCUGCUCAACAAAACUUGAUAUAAAUAAAUAAAUUAUUGUUUUUGUAUAAAAGUAUUUGAUUUAAUGUUACGGUAUAUCCUAUGUUACUUUCGUUGAGGAAUAAUUGCUUUACCACAUCAACGUGAUUAAAUAAAUGACUAAUUCUAAU